AUGAAUGAUGUUUGGAGUCAAAUCCGUAUUCAACAAGAGCUCUCAGAUCAGUUGGAAUUACAAGCAGCUGAGGAUACAGAGCUAGUUUCUUGCGAUGAACAAGAUUAUGACUAUAGUUUUGAAGAAAACGAAGAUGCAGAUGAAUCAGAGGACGAUUAUGAAAGCCAACUGUUGUCUGCACAACAGCAGUGGGAAGAAUCGCUUGAACAGCUGAGCCAGGUUUUGAACUGGGUUCUCUUGCCUCUAAUUGGAAAAUAUUUAGGAAGAAGAACAGCGCUUCGAGUUUGGAGGAACGUUAUAGAAUACAUUUGGUGA
Messenger RNA from Lachancea nothofagi CBS 11611, 315 nucleotides. Lineage: Eukaryota; Fungi; Ascomycota; Saccharomycetes; Saccharomycetales; Saccharomycetaceae. The record is from the annotation of a GenBank genome assembly.